AUGCCUUUCAUCCUCGCCAUUCCUGCCACUUUACCUUCUCUCCGAAGAUCCUCGCACUCACUCCUAAUCUUCGGUCUUCUUUCUCGUCAAUUCUCCAGCUUUCAGGCGCUGUUCUCUUCUGUAUCUAUGCUGAUUUCGAUCGACGUCGCUGCUUCCGGCGCCUCCUCUAACUCUCCGCGCAACUUGAAUGCAGGGAACAGAUCUCUGGUUAAGUGGAUACCCGCCGUCGCAGCCGCGCAAGUUUUGGCGGGUUGUACUACUUGUCCCGGCCGCUUGAUACCGAUCACACUGAUUUUCGUUUCUUCAAGAAGCAUUUAUCGUCCUUCUUUGACCGGUCAGCGACUAUCGCGGGCGGCGAAGCUACCUCAGCCAGCGAUUGUCGUGGAAAUUCCUCCUAGUUUCACAAACUUUCUUUGCCGGAGUACAGAUCGAAGUUCCUCUUUGGAGGUGAGUUUUUUACUUUGGAGCUUAGACAGGCAGUGA
Linum trigynum is the source of this 483-nucleotide messenger RNA. The record is from the annotation of a GenBank genome assembly. NCBI's taxonomy places the organism in Eukaryota, Viridiplantae, Streptophyta, Magnoliopsida, Malpighiales, Linaceae.